Molecule: messenger RNA, 808 nt
Organism: Artibeus jamaicensis (Jamaican fruit-eating bat)
Lineage: Eukaryota; Metazoa; Chordata; Mammalia; Chiroptera; Phyllostomidae
Gene: CRYBA1
Product: crystallin beta A1
Exons: 6
Coding region: 27-674 (215 amino acids)
Biological process (GO): visual perception; lens development in camera-type eye
Molecular function (GO): structural constituent of eye lens
Source: RefSeq, a predicted model, not a curated record
CAGGGCCACAGAGAAAGUGGCACCAGAUGGAGACCCAGACCGUGCAGCGGGAGCUGGAAACACUUCCAACCACCAAGAUGGCUCAAACCAACCCCAUGCCAGGCUCUGUGGGGCCAUGGAAGAUAACUGUCUAUGACCAGGAGAACUUCCAGGGCAAGAGGAUGGAGUUCACUAGCCCCUGCCCAAAUGUCUCAGAGCGCAGUUUUGAUAAUGUCCGAUCUCUCAAAGUGGAAUGUGGCGCCUGGAUUGGUUAUGAGCAUACCAGCUUCUGUGGGCAGCAGUUUAUCCUGGAGAGAGGAGAAUACCCUCGCUGGGAUGCCUGGAGCGGUAGUAAUGCCUACCACAUUGAACGUCUCAUGUCCUUCCGCCCCAUCUGUUCAGCUAAUCAUAAGGAGUCCAAGAUUACCAUCUUUGAGAAAGAAAACUUUAUUGGGCGCCAGUGGGAGAUCUGUGACGACUACCCCUCUUUGCAAGCCAUGGGUUGGGUCAACAAUGAAGUCGGUUCCAUGAAGAUACAAUCUGGGGCGUGGGUUUGCUACCAGUAUCCUGGAUACCGUGGCUACCAGUAUAUAUUGGAAUGUGACCAUCAUGGAGGAGACUAUAAACACUGGAGAGAGUGGGGUUCUCACGCCCAGACUUCCAUGAUUCAAUCGAUUCGCCGUAUCCAACAGUAGUGAAUUAAAAGCUCCUAGAGAAUUCAAGCAUGACACCUUGCUAAGCAACCCAGAAUGACUUUUAUGUUCCUCUCAGACACUGCUUCCAAAUGUUAGCUGAAAUUCACAAUAAAUGUCAUUUAAAAAAAGUUGUA